Molecule: messenger RNA, 1362 nt
Organism: Ilyonectria robusta
Lineage: Eukaryota; Fungi; Ascomycota; Sordariomycetes; Hypocreales; Nectriaceae
Product: ankyrin-1
Exons: 2
Source: RefSeq, a predicted model, not a curated record
AUGGACGCUGUUGGUCUCACCGUCGGGGUCGUUGGGCUCGCCGGCCUCUUCAGCUCCUGCCUAGAGGCUGUGGACAAGGUGCAGACCUACCGAUCAUUCGGGCCCGACUCGCACGUACUAGACACCAAGUUCAAGGCUACCGAGGUCCGCCUCGAGGAAUGGGGUCGGCGCAACUGGCUCGACCAAGAAUUCCCCGCAGGCGCAAAGCUGCUGUGGAUCAACGGACCCGCAGGGUUCGGCAAGACGAUUCUGUGCGCGCACGUCGUCGAACGCCUCUCGUCCACCCUUAAGACACCCGUCGCCCAUUUCUUCUUCUCAUCCGACCUCGAGAGCCGCGAAGACCCUGUCGUGGCCGUACGAUCAUGGAUUUCCCAGAUCGUGUCGCAGCACGAGGGCGCGUUCGAGCACGUCCGCCAGAAAUGGGAGGCUGAUUCGGAUCCCGUCGCGACCCGUGCGAACGCCGUCAUGCUCUUGACACAGCUCCUCCGCGUUGUUCCCGGCUGUAUGUUCAUUGUCGACGGUCUAGACGAAUGCACUUACUUGGACGACAGAAGCACGUCGGUCACCAAAUUCAUCAAAACUGUUAAGAAGGCGGUUGUUGGGACGAACACUCGUGUUCUCGUGGUCAGUCGCGCCGAGCCAGAGAUCCGAACCGCCCUCACAGACGACACACCCGAAAGCUUUGCCGAAUACGAGAUUGCACCCGAUGACGUACGAUCCGACACGGCCGCCUAUUCCAGAGACAUCGUCGACAGACAACUGCCCAACAAGAGCGACGAUGUCCGAUCUGCCCUCUCCGAAGCAAUGACCGAUCAAUGCGAAGGCCAGUUCCUCUGGCUGAAGAUGCAGGAGAAAUCUUUGAGGAAAGGGAUGAACAAGAAACAGCUCCAGCACACCAUUGAAGAAACUCCGACUGGCCUGGACCAAUUAUACGACCGAAGCUGGCAGAGAAUCACCCAGGCCCGAGAGGGGGAGAGGCCACGUAUCUACGCCCUAUUGCGCUGGGCGGCAUUCGCACUACGGCCCCUGACAGUCUGCGAGGUCACCGAAGCUGUCCUUAUCGACGAAUCCGAAGAUUUGCCCAUCGAAGCUCUCCCCGACGCUGUGGAUGACGACUACAUCGACAAGGGAAUAGUCCGUCUUUGUGGGCCUCUCUUGGAGGUCAGGAGCCAGCACUCGGACACCUCCGCUGGCCUACGAACAGUGCACCUGACACACUUUUCCGUCAAGCAGUACCUGCUGUGUAAUCUCCCCACACCUGGCUGGAUCCGAGAGAACGAGCGCUUGCAGGAUGAAUACCAAAACACCUUGCUUGCCAAGGCCUGUCUUCACUACAUCAAUAUCCAGCGAGUUUGGCAAGAG